Molecule: messenger RNA, 1865 nt
Organism: Phanerochaete carnosa HHB-10118-sp
Lineage: Eukaryota; Fungi; Basidiomycota; Agaricomycetes; Polyporales; Phanerochaetaceae
Exons: 11
Coding region: 40-1809 (589 amino acids)
Biological process (GO): allantoin catabolic process
Molecular function (GO): ureidoglycolate hydrolase activity; allantoicase activity; ureidoglycolate lyase activity
Source: RefSeq, a predicted model, not a curated record
AGUUCACUCUCCUAGACGAACGCUGCUCACUCACACAGAAUGCCUGUCGAAUACAAAUCCGUCCCCCUAGAAGACUUCUCCGAGCACUUCUCCACGACGAUAGAACUGUCCAGCGUCGCCCUCGACGGCCAAGUGUGUUCUGUUUCAGACGAAUUUUUCGCCAGUGCGCAUCACCUUUUGUCGGUCGAGCCCGCGCCAAGUCUCAAGGGCCAGUUCGGACCAAAGGGUGCGCUUUACAGCGGCUGGGAGUCCCGCCGGCACAAUCCCACCUACGAUUGGUGCAUCAUCAAGCUCGGAUGUUCAGGUGUCGUCCUGGGUUUCGAUGUCGACACCUCCCAUUUCAACGGCAACGAGGCGCCUGAGGUCUCAGUCGACGCCAUGUACCAUCACGGGAGCCACCCGGCGGAAGACGACUGCAGGUGGCAGGAACUCCUGCCGAGGGUGCGCCUUGGGCCAAACUCCCGGCAUCUCUUCAAGAUCCCGCAGAGUGUGAGAGUCAGCUACGUGAAACUGAACAUGUACCCCGACGGUGGCAUCGCCAGGUUUCGCGUGUACGGCCUCGUCGAGCCCCAAUUUCCAUCAGAACUGGGACAAGUGUUCGAUCUCGCCCUGGUCUGCGCGGGAGGACGAGUCGUCUUCACUUCAGAUCAACAUUUCGGCGCCGGGUCCAAUUUGAUUCUUCCUGGAAGAGGUAAGGACAUGGGCGACGGCUGGGAGACGAAGCGAAGCAGGGAGCCCAACCACAAGGAUUGGGCCAUUAUAAAGCUGGGAGAUGCCGGUCUGCUCUCGUACAUCGAGAUCGACACAGCCCACUUUAUGGGCAACUUCCCCGAGUCGUGCGAAGUGCACGCAGCGUACAGCGCCGAUGUCGUGCCGCAGGGUUUCGAAGAGAAGGACUGGACGCUUGUCCUGCCCCGCACGAAGCUGGGACCCCACGGGCAGCCCCGCUUCCUUCUCGAGAACGUCGACAGGCCGUACACGCACGUCAAGGUCACCAUUUAUCCGGACGGCGGUAUCAAGCGGGUGAGGGUGUUCGGCCGCCGGGCGUGUGCACGGAGCAGGGCGGGUGUGGCGCAAGCCGGCGAACCCUUGACGACUGAGCACACGGCCGUUGCACUGCCGACUGAUGAUGCGUCUCCUCCCUCCGACGCGUCGGACACCGACCAUCCCCCGCGCGUGCACACGACGACGACGACGACGACGACGGUGCUGCCCGCGCUGCCACUGAGCCCGGAGGCGUUUGCGCCGUUCGGGCAGGUCGUGCAGGCGUACGCGGACGUGCACGCGGUGCCUGACCCGCGCAGCACGCGCGUGACGGGCGCGAACGGGGGCACGGCGGUCAAGUUCCACAAGCUCGCGCUGCUCGAGUCGGCGUACCCGCUCGGCUCGGGCGCGAGCACGGGCAUCUCUGUCUACCGGUGCACGACGCCGGUCGUGCGCGCGCGCGGCGGCGGCGCGUGGGCCGUCGCGCUGCUCGAGCGGCACCCAGCGACGAAGCAGGCGUUUGUGCCGAUGGGCGAGGCCGUCGGGAGCAACGCGCUGGAGGCGACGCCUGGGAAGCGGUACCUCGUCGUCGUGGCGCUCAACGGCGAGGAGGACGACAAGCCGGACUUGCGGACGAUGCGGGCGUUUGUCGCGUCGGCCGGGCAGGGGAUCAUGUACAACACGGGCAUCUGGCAUCAUCCGAUGGCGGUUCUGGACGGCCCGAUGGAUUUCGCGUGUGUGGAGACGCAGAUUGGGAACGGAGACCCGCUUGACUGCGAGGUGGUUUCUCUGGAUGGGUACGCGGUGGAGGUGCCCGCCGCCUAAGUAGGCAGCUCAUGUACACGCGGGAGAAGUGACCGAAUCGAGUAACUGUCUUUGUG